AUGUGGCGGACCGAGUUAGUCUUCCUUCAAUUCUCUCUGUUGAGCCUAGGCUUCGGCGCUCCAGAAAAUAGCACAAUCGUAAACGAAGGUCAAAUUUGGGAUGUAGUCAUAAAGACAUGUGAUAUCAAAGGAUCAGGAACAGAUGCUUCUGUUUAUCUGAAAAUAUUUUAUGAAGCGAAUCAUGAUUCGGAGACUUUUCUUCUAGAUAAUCCAGCCAGGAACGAUUUCGAAAAAGGAGCAACUGAUCAUUUCAAGUUAUUUUUCAAACAAAAUGAUAUCGUGAACAUGGGGCUGUUUUGGUGGCCAGGAUUCAGCUUCAGCCAAUCCUGGUGUGUCAAAUGGGUUUUAUUACUGAAUUCUAACGCUGAGACAUGUUAUGAGGGGAUCUUUGAUAAAUGGAUUUUACACUACCGUGAUCCACCUUCGUAUGCCUCCCAAUUUCAUCGUUUACGUUUUGCUGAUUGUGUUUAUCCGGCUCCACUUGGAACUCCUAGAAGAUCAUUUUUCCGUUAUAACGCUGAAUGA
Auanema sp. JU1783 is the source of this 525-nucleotide messenger RNA. NCBI's taxonomy places the organism in Eukaryota, Metazoa, Nematoda, Chromadorea, Rhabditida, Rhabditidae. The record is from the annotation of a GenBank genome assembly.